GGUCAGUCGCCGCUCCUGUCGCCGCUGCUCCUAUCGCCGCCGUUUCUGUAGUCGCCUUCUCGCCAUGGCCAACAAGCAGAUCUACUAUUCUGACAAGUACUUUGACGAGCAGUACGAGUACCGACAUGUGAUGCUACCAAAAGAACUUUCAAAGCAAGUGCCAAAAUCCCAUCUAAUGUCUGAAGAGGAGUGGAGACGACUUGGUGUUCAGCAGAGUCUUGGCUGGGUUCACUAUAUGAUCCAUGAGCCAGAACCACAUAUUCUUCUCUUCCGAAGACCUCUUCCAAAGGAUGUGCAGAAAUGAACCCUUGUCUCUACAUCUUCUAAGUCUUCUGGAACUAUCUAUAUGAGUGUAUAUAUGUUAGUAGUAUUCAGUGAAUACUUUGAAAAUGUACAAAACAGACAUCCAUACCUGUGCAUGAGCUGUAUUAUUCACAGCAAUAAAGCUCAGUCAAAGGCAAUUCUAAGUAGGCUAGUAUGGUGUUCAAGGAAUGAAAUUAUCAUCUUUACUAUUGAUGUAAGUGCUUAUUUGACUUUUCGGUUAAUGUUAUUGAAGCUUACUUAUGUUCUGACUAGUUGAUUACUUCUUACCUAUCUUUGGUAACUUUUGCACUCUGCUUUUCUGAAGUUAGCUUGUUUAGAUGCAAUGCCUCCUCUCUUUAGUAGUAGCAGCUAAAAUGAAAACUUAUUUUUAAUGAUCUCUAAAACCUACGUGACUAGCACUCUAAUUCACUAAAUAAAACUGGUUUUGUCUAACAUGCUUCAGAAACAAA
Pogoniulus pusillus (Red-fronted tinkerbird) is the source of this 773-nucleotide messenger RNA. RefSeq names its product CDC28 protein kinase regulatory subunit 2 (gene CKS2). The record is from RefSeq and is a predicted model, not a curated record. Bases 65 to 304 code for a protein of 79 amino acids. Gene Ontology annotation, molecular function: protein kinase binding; ubiquitin binding; cyclin-dependent protein serine/threonine kinase activator activity. Gene Ontology annotation, biological process: regulation of mitotic cell cycle. Gene Ontology annotation, cellular component: SCF ubiquitin ligase complex; cyclin-dependent protein kinase holoenzyme complex. Lineage: Eukaryota; Metazoa; Chordata; Aves; Piciformes; Lybiidae. The transcript is spliced from 3 exons.